Molecule: messenger RNA, 3780 nt
Organism: Scomber japonicus (chub mackerel)
Lineage: Eukaryota; Metazoa; Chordata; Actinopteri; Scombriformes; Scombridae
Gene: rasgrf1
Product: Ras protein specific guanine nucleotide releasing factor 1
Exons: 28
Coding region: 1-3780 (1259 amino acids)
Biological process (GO): positive regulation of GTPase activity; Ras protein signal transduction
Cellular component (GO): plasma membrane
Molecular function (GO): guanyl-nucleotide exchange factor activity; protein binding
Source: RefSeq, a predicted model, not a curated record
AUGCAGAAGGGAAUACGACUUAAUGAUGGUCAUGUCACCUACUUGGGGCUUUUGGCAAAAAAGGAUGGUACAAGACGAGGGUGCUUGAGCAAAAAGAGCUCAGACAACACAAAAUGGCACACAAAGUGGUUUGCUUUGUUACAAAAUAUGCUAUUUUAUUUUGAGAACGAGUCCAGUUCUCGACCCUCCGGAUUAUACCUGCUGGAAGGAUGCAUAUGCGACAGGGCGCCUUCACCGAAACCUUCACUGUCAGCCAAGGAGUGUUUGGAAAAGCAGUACUAUUUCACUGUCAGCUUUACCCAAGAAAACCAAAAGGCGCUUGAGUUACGCACAGAAGAUGUAAAGGACAGCGAUGAAUGGGUGGCUGCCAUAUCACACGCCAGUUACAGAAACUUGGCCAACGAGCAUGAGACUCUCAUGCAGAAGUAUCUUCAUCUACUUCAGAUUGUGGAGACGGAAAAAACAGUUGCUAAGCAACUUCGACAACAGAUAGAAGAUGGAGAAAUAGAGAUUGAAAGGCUUAAGUCAGAGAUCUCUGGGCUGCACAAAGACAAUGAGAAGAUCCACGCCAGCCCAGCAGCCACCCCGACUGAUGAUGACUCAGAAAUCAAGAAAAUCAAAAAAGUCCAGAGCUUCCUGCGAGGCUGGAUCUGCAGGAGAAAGUGGAAGACCAUCAUCCAGGAUUACAUCCGCUCACCACAUGCUGAGAGCAUGAGGAAGAGGAACCAGGUGGUGUUCAGCAUGUUGGACUCGGAGGCUGAGUACGUCCAGCAGCUUCACAUUCUGGUGAACAACUUCCUGAGGCCGCUCCGCAUGGCAGCCAGCUCCAAGAAGCCACCCAUCACCCAUGAUGACGUCAGCAGCAUAUUUCUCAACAGUGAAACUAUCAUGUUUCUACAUCAGAUAUUUUACCAGGGGUUAAAAGCCAGAAUAGCAAGCUGGCCAACAUUAGUGCUGGCCGACCUGUUCGAUAUCCUGCUGCCCAUGCUGAAUAUCUACCAGGAGUUUGUGAGGAACCACCAGUACAGCCUGCAGAUCCUUGCUCACUGCAAGCAGAACCGAGACUUUGACAAGCUGCUGAAGCAGUAUGAGGCCAAACCCGACUGCGAGGAGAGAACCCUGGAGACCUUCCUCACCUACCCCAUGUUCCAGAUUCCCCGCUACAUUCUUACGCUCCACGAACUUUUGGCCCACACACCCCAUGAACAUGUAGAGAGAAACAGUCUGGACUACGCAAAAUCUAAGCUGGAGGAGCUUUCCAGAAUCAUGCAUGACGAAGUGAGCGAGACUGAGAACAUCAGGAAGAACCUGGCGAUAGAGCGCAUGAUUGUAGAGGGCUGCGAGAUUCUCCUCGACACCAGCCAGACGUUUGUAAGACAAGGGUCUCUCAUCCAGGUGCCGAUGAGUGAGAAGGGCAAGAUCACCCGUGGGCGACUGGGCUCUCUAUCUCUGAAGAAGGAGGGGGAGAGGCAGUGCUUUCUCUUCUCCAAGCAUUUAAUCAUCUGCACCAGGGGUUCUGGGGGAAAGCUUCAUCUCACCAAGAAUGGAGUAGUCUCCCUUAUAGACUGCACUCUUAUGGAGGACCCUGAGGGGACAGAUGAUGAGUCCAAAUCAGACAAGAGUGGCCAGGACAUGGAGCACCUGGACUUCAAGAUUGUCGUUGAGCCAAAAGACAGCCAGUCAUUCACAGUCAUUUUGGUGGCUUCCUCGAGGCAGGAGAAGUCUGCAUGGACCAGUGACAUCAGCCAGUGCAUAGACAAUAUUCGCUGCAAUGGGUUGAUGAUGAAUGCCUUUGAAGACAACUCCAAAGUCACAGUACCACAGAUGAUCAAAUCAGACUCGAGCCUGUACUGUGACGAUGUGGACAUCCGCUUCAGUAAGAUGAUGAACUCCUGCAAGGUGCUGCAGAUACGCUACGCCAGCGUCGAGCGCCUGCUGGAGAGACUGACUGACCUCCGUUUCCUCUCCAUCGACUUCCUUAACACCUUCCUGCACUCCUAUCGCGUGUUCACCAUCGCUGAUGUGGUGCUAGACAAACUCAUCACCAUCUACAAGAAGCCCAUCAGUGCCAUCCCUGCACGUUGGUUAAUGUCCCUGGAGUUAUUCUUUGCCAGCAGUCAGAACAGUAAACUCCUUUAUGGGGAGCCACCCAGCUCACCUAGGGCCAGCCGAAAGUUCUCCUCCCCUCCUCCUCUGGCUAUCGCCAAGAACUCAUCCCCAAACCGCCGGCGCAAGCUCUCCCUCAACAUCCCUAUCAUCACUGGGGGCAAAGCUCUUGACCUGGCUGCCCUCAGCUGCUCCUCAAAUGGCUAUGCAAGCAUGUACUCCUCCAUGUCCCCAUUCAGCAAGACCACCUUAGAUAUCAACAAACUGUACGUGUCCAGCCCUAUCGCGAGCAAAAUACCAGAUGAGGGAGAGGACAAGAAGGACAAGGCGGAAGAUACCACAGCGUGCAAACAAGAUCUCUCAGUACGAGAAGAAAGUGACAAUGAUCAAAACCAAAGUGAUGAUGCAGAUCCAGAAGCCUCUCCUACCAAGUCACCAACAACCCCGAAAAACAUCAAAUGCAAAAACUCCUCAGAGUUCACCGUAUUUUCCUACAACAAUGGCAUGGUGAUGUCCUCAUGUCGAGAGAUGGACAACAACCGCAGUGCCCUGUCUGCUGCCUCCGCCUUUGCUAUUGCUACAGCUGGAGCCAAUGAAGGCACCCCUACCAAGGAAAAAUAUCGAAGGAUGUCCCUCGCCAGCACAGGAUUCCCAACCGAUCAGAGAAAUGGAGACAAAGAGUUUGUGAUCAGACGAGCGGCGACCAACAGAGUUCUAAAUGUAUUGAGGCACUGGGUGUCCAAACACUCUCCGGACUUUGAAACUAAUAAUGAGCUGAAAACAAAGGUUAUUGUCUUCCUGGAGGAAGUGAUGCAUGACCCUGAGCUGUUGACCCAGGAGAGGAAAGCAGCAGCUAAUAUCAUCAGGACUCUAACUCAGGAAGAUCAUGGUGACAAUCAGAUCACCCUUGAAGACGUGACACAACUGGUGGGCACAGGGAAGGCCGAGCCCUUUGAGAGCCACUCUGCCUUGGAGAUUGCAGAGCAGCUCACCCUUCUGGACCACCUGGUGUUUAAGGUCAUCCCAUAUGAGGAAUUCUUUGGACAAGGCUGGAUGAAGAAUGACAAAAAUGAGAAGACGCCAUAUAUCAUGAGAACAACAAAGCACUUCAAUGAUAUAAGCAACCUCAUCGCCACAGAGAUCCUGCGCUGUGAUGAUGUGGUCACUCGGGUCGUGGUCAUUGAGAAAUGGGUAGCUGUGGCUGACAUCUGCCGCUGUCUCCAUAAUUACAACGCCGUGCUUGAGAUCACCUCCUCUCUCAACCGCAGCUCAGUCUUCCGCCUCAAAAAGACCUGGCUCAAGGUUUCCAAGCAGACGAAGGCAGUAAUUGACAAGCUGCAGAAGCUGGUCUCAUCAGAGGGGAGGUUCAAAAACCUGAGAGAGGCUUUGAAAAACUGUGAUCCUCCCUGUGUGCCCUAUUUGGGAAUGUACCUUACUGACCUGGCUUUCAUUGAGGAGGGAACACCCAACUACACCGAAGACAACUUGGUCAACUUCUCAAAGAUGAGAAUGAUUUCUCACAUCAUCAGAGAAAUCAGGCAGUUUCAGCAAACAGCUUACAAGCUUGACCUUCAACCAAAGGUAGCCCAUUAUCUAAUGGACGGGAGCUCUGCUCUGGAUGAAGAAAGCAUGUACGAAGCCUCGCUCAGAAUUGAGCCUAAAGUGCCCAACUGA